GGGAUCCUCAGUUGACGAACAAAUCCUGAGCAACCAAGCAUGAUCUUCAAGUACAUUUUCUGUGUUGCACUGAUAGGAAGUGUUUCAAGUCCAGCUGAGCCGGUAAAAGCCAAACCUACUUACCAAAGAAGAGAUGCAAUAACUGGUCAGAUGGUGACAUGUGAGAAGUGCCCACCAGGGACGUUUGCGGAAAAGCACUGUACCAGUUCACAUCCAACAAUCUGUGGGCCCUGCCCAGACUUGCAUUAUACUCAGUACUGGAACUACCUUCAGAAAUGUCGCUACUGUAAUGUCUUCUGUGUGGAGAAUCAGUACGAAAAGCAACAGUGCAACUCCACACAUAACAGAGUGUGUGAAUGCAAGGCUGGUUAUUACUUAGGGUUUGAAUUCUGCCUGAAACACACUGAGUGCCCUGCUGGUGCUGGUGUGAUUAAAGCAGGAACGGCCUUCCAAGAUACAAGCUGUGCACCAUGUUCUGCUGGCUUUUUCUCUCCAACAUCCUCUAGUUCAGAACAUUGUAUUGCACACACAAACUGUAGUGUAGAAGGUUUAGUGGUCAAUGUCCCAGGUAACCGAUAUCACAACACCCUGUGUACUCCCUGCAAGAAAUCUUUUGGAACUUCCAUCAGUAAAUCAGUGUGUGAUGAUGCACUUAUUCAGUUUGUGGCACAUCAGAAGAUCCCAGCAAAGAAGCUUACCAAGUUUCUUAAUUUACUUUUGAUUCAAGGUGCUCAAAGAAUACGUAAGCAUAUGUUAACAGAGAACAAGAAUAUGAUGCAUGCAACAUUAUAUCCCCUACUAGUGGAAUGGAAAGAAACUGUCAAGGAAGAAAAUGUACCUGAAAUAAUAGUCUCAAUACUUGAAAAAGCAAAGAUGAGAAAUGUUUUACAAAAUGUACAAGAUCGUUUCUGGUGAAGUAUUAUUAUUUUAUUCGGCCAUCAAUUUCCGGACCUCCAGAAACAGCUAUGAUAUUAUCCAGGCUAACCAAUGCCACUGAAAAAUUCCCACUGACAGCAAAGAGCAAUUAGCCAGUAUGUUUUAUCAUAUUUAAUUUGACUGAAAUAUUAACACAAAAGAUCAAGGUGAAAGGUAUAAUAUCAUUAAAAAGAACUUUGAAACAAUAAGUAUUUAAGGGCAUGAAAGUAUUAAUGUGGACAAAGAAACUUGAUAUUCCAUUGUCACGAACCAGCAACAAAAGAAGCACACUGAGCAUGAUUCAGUGUUAAAAACUAUUUUAUUAAUCACUACUUAUGAUAAUACGUAAAAUAAAAGUAAAAAUGUUAGUAUGUUAGAAUUCAAAAAUGUUAAACCUCGAACGUUAACCCCAAAACUAAACUCUUUGUGUGUGUGUGUGGGUGGCAAAGUCCAAAACUCCCAGUUCCGGAAUGGUUCUUAAAGUUCAGUUCCGCAAGCCAUAAGGUGAAACAUGAGCAAGGGCUUCUUCAACAACCACCGUUGUCUGAAGGUAAGAUGUAGAUGUAGAAAAACAUAGAGAGAGUACAUACGAAAUCCAAAUGUUCCACGAUGGAACCCAAACGACACUCCAGUGUUUACUCGGUAGUGACUGCCUCACCCCGAAAAGCAUCCGAAUCGUGGUCGUCCACACACAAAUACCUGUUUCCUUCUACAGGUCAGCAACAAAGUGAACUCCACCGGAUUACUUCCAACUUCCAUACAUGGAUUUCAGUGGCAAACACAGUUAUUGUUUCUCAUCCAUCGAUAGAGAAAACAAGCAGGCUGGUGUCUCUCUCCCUUCUCUCUCUCUCUCCUUCUUCUUCUUCUAACUUCUUCAACAACGUCAUUACGUCCUUUAUCUUCUAUUGACGUAAGCACGCCCCACACACACAUACACACACACUCUCUAUCUUAAAGGGACUUUCACUGAGUCCGUAACACCAUAAAUAUAAAAUUUGCGGUCAUUCAGGAUGAGUAAUGGGUUUGUAUUCCAUUAGGGUCUCAAUUGCAUUUCAUUCAAGAAGGUUAACAGCCAAUGACUUACAGAAAAACUGUAAGUAAAUUAUUAGAAAUCUGUUCAAACACUUGGUGCUGAAAAGGUCUGUCCAUUUUAUAUUGCUUUAGGAUGGAAUUUAAUUUAUAUUAGUUGUAUAAAAGAUGAAAUGUAAAUAACUUGUGACUGAAACAUUAUCUCAUCAUAGAAAUGAUCAAUGAAAAACCGUGAAGCAUUUCACUAAGCUGUCCAUUUAUAUUUAUAGAUAUGUUAUAAUAAACAAUACAUUUCAAGAAUUCCCAAAUAAAAAGCAGAUAUUUACUUUUCUAUCCACUGUUAUUUUAAAUCUUUUGCUUUUACUUGUUUGUUUGAAAGAAGUUUGAUUAUGGUGUAGUCAGUUACUAACAUCAACUAAAAAUUGAUGCCAAGAAGUAUCAGAGCUUUUUAAAGAAACUAUGAAUCUGUGAAAUGAGAUCUUCAUAAAGACCCAAGGGCACUACUUAUUUACUUUCUGUACAGAUCUUUUGUAGUAUGACCAUCUGCAGAAUUUUCAAGUCAAUUUGCUAGUAUUGGUAUUGGUAUCCGUUUAUUAUUGUCACUUGUACCGAGGUACAGUGAAAAACUUGUCUUGCAUACCGAUCGUACAGGUCAAUUCAUUACACAGUGCAGUUACAUUGAGUUAGCACAGAGUGCAUUGAGGUAGUACAGGUAAAAACAAUAACAGUACAAAGUGUCACAGCUACAGAGAAAGUGCAGUGGAAUAAGGUACAAGGUCACAAUGAGGUAGAUCGUGAAGUCAUAGUCCAUCUCAUUGUAUCAGGGAACCGUUCAAUAGUCUUAUCACAGUGGGGUAGAAGCUGUCCUUAAGUCUGGUGGUAUGUUCCCUCAGGCUCCUGUAUCUUCUACCCGAUGGAAAAGGAGAGAAGAGAGAAUGACCCGGGUGGGUGGGGUCUUUGAUUAUGCUGGCUGCUUCACCAAGACAACGAGAGGUAAAGACAGAGUCCAAGGAGGGGAGGAUGGUGUCCGUGAUUUGCUGGGCUGUGUUCACAACUCUCUGCAGUUUCUUGCAGUCCUGCGCAGAGCAGUUGUGGUACCAAGCCGUGAUACAUCCAGAUGACAAGAGACAAGUGAUGACAGUGAUGACAGAUGACAGUGAUGACAAGAGUAAGAUCUUUCCAAGAUGCUGACAGGCUCGGAGAUCUUCCUCAUCACAACUUUUAUUCUGUGAAAAUUGAUAAUAUGGGUCAAUUAAAUCCAUUGAUUUAUGAAAUUAUAUCAACUUGAACAAGAUAUAUUUAUUGUAACAAGUGAGAUUCUUUUGUAUUAUACUAAAGAUGUUUGAGAGUAUGGUUACAGCUAUCUGCAAGGUAAUUGUGCACAAGAUUGAUCACCUGUUCAUCACCAGGAACAAGCUUUAAGUGACAGCUGGAAUGAGUAACAUUCCAAGAUAGCCAUAUGUAAGAUGCAGUUAGUUACAAUGAAGAGUAAAGGAUGUUUUAGAUUGACGGAAUACAAAGGCCACGUCAGCAUAUGGCAUUUUACAAUAUUUCAUUUCAAAUAACUUGUUGUAGUUUUCUACAGUAUUACUUGUAGUGUAUUAUGUCACAUUAUGUGCUGUGUUUAUUUAGUUUUAAUAAACUUUUACAAUUCUGA
Pristis pectinata (smalltooth sawfish) is the source of this 3601-nucleotide messenger RNA. Its product is annotated as tumor necrosis factor receptor superfamily member 6B-like. The coding region runs from base 40 to 915 and encodes 291 amino acids. NCBI's taxonomy places the organism in Eukaryota, Metazoa, Chordata, Chondrichthyes, Rhinopristiformes, Pristidae. The record is from RefSeq and is a predicted model, not a curated record. The transcript is spliced from 4 exons. Gene Ontology annotation, molecular function: protein binding.